Molecule: messenger RNA, 2149 nt
Organism: Nerophis lumbriciformis (worm pipefish)
Lineage: Eukaryota; Metazoa; Chordata; Actinopteri; Syngnathiformes; Syngnathidae
Gene: dnajc11a
Product: DnaJ (Hsp40) homolog, subfamily C, member 11a
Biological process (GO): cristae formation
Source: RefSeq, a predicted model, not a curated record
GAGGCGAUAGAGUCUUUUGGAACAUCGUUGAGUAAUUCUAUGGAUGAGUCGAAGAAGAAAUGACCGGGUGUAAACAUGGCGUCUGCCUUGGACGAUGAUGAGAUAUCAAGUGAUGAUUACUAUUCUCUUCUAAAUGUCCGGCGAGAGGCAACGCAGGAUGAACUGAAAGCUGCGUACAGGCGUCUGUGUAUGCUCUAUCACCCAGACAAACAUCGGGAUCCAGAACUAAAGCGACAAGCAGAGCAGCUCUUUAAUCUUGUACAUGAAGCUUAUGAAGUGCUCAGUGAGCCACAGGCACGAGCAAUCUAUGACGUGUAUGGCAAGCGUGGAUUGGAUGUGGAAGGAUGGGAGGUGGUGGAGAGGAAAAGAACUCCCGCAGAGAUCAGAGAGGAGUAUGAGCGGCUUCAAGUAGAGCGAGAGGAACGAAGACUGCAGCAAAGGACCAACCCAAAGGGAAUUAUUAGUGUGGGCAUUGAUGCCACAAACCUCUUUGAUCGUUAUGAAGAGGACUAUGGUGAAAUGGAUGAAGGAGGCAUCCCACAUGUGGAAAUCAACAAGAUGCACAUAUCACAAUCCAUAGAGGCCCCUCUUACCACAAAUGACACAGCCAUCUUAUCCGGUUCCUUGUCCACACACAAUGGAAACGGAGGCGGGACUAUUAACCUGGCCCUGAGGAAAGUCACCUCAGCUCAGGGUUGGGGGGAGAUAGAGCUUGGUGCCGGGGACACACAUGGACCUCUGUUUGGAAUGAAGGUGUUCCGCAAUUUGACACCUCGGUGCUUUGUGACAGGGCAAUGCGGGCUCCAGUUUUCAUCCCGAGGUGUGCGUCCUGGCAUCACCACAGUGCUGGCUCGUCACCUCGACAAGAACACAAUGGGCUACCUACAAUGGCGUUGGGGGAUCCAGUCGUCCAUGAACACCAGCGUAGUCAGAGACACCAAGAGCAGCCAUUUUACAUUCGCAGUGCAGCUUGGCAUUCAAAACACUUUCAUGAUGAUGAGCUACCAGUAUAAGUUCCAGGAUGAAGACCAGACGAAAAUUAAGGGCUCAAUAAAGUCUGGUUUCUUUGGAACCGUGGUAGAAUAUGGUGCUGAGAGGAAAAUCAGUCGACAUAGCGUUUUGGGGGCCACCGUCAGUGUAGGGGUGCCCCAAGGUGUAUCGCUUAAGGUCAAACUAAACCGAGCGAGCCAGACUUAUUUCUUUCCCAUUCACCUGACCGACCAACUUCUGCCAAGUGCUGUAUUUUACGCCACAGUUGGACCGCUGAUUGUCUACCUCGCCAUGCAGCAACUCGUUAUUCGGCCGUAUGUGCGAGCUCAGAAAGAACAAGACUUGGAGAAGCAGCGUGAGAGCUCAGCCUCUAACAUAGCCAAAAAGAAACAGGAGGCAGAGGCUGCGGUCUUGCUCAUGCAGGAGUCUGUGCGAAGGAUUAUUGAAGCUGAGGAAUCUCGAAUGGGUCUCAUCAUCCUCAAUGCCUGGUAUGGAAAAUUUGUGACUGACAACAGCCAAAAGCAUGAGAGGGCAAAGGUCAUCGAUGUGACUGUGCCGCUGCAGUGUCUUGUUAAAGACUCCAAACUAAUCCUGACUGAGGCCACAAAGUCAGGACUCCCGGGCUUCUACGACCCCUGCGUGGGAGAGGAGAAAAGUCUAAAGGUGCUGUAUCAGUUCCGCGGCGUCAUGCAUCAAGUCCUAUCAGGAGAUGCAGAACCACUCAGGAUACCAAAGCAAUCUCACAGGAUUGACACUGACACAUAGAGGUUCCUCUACUGACCAAAAAGAUACAUCUCUCAGCUGUUAGAAGAAUGGAGUAACCUUUGUUUUAGACAAAACAGGGAUAAAAGUGUUUGUCACUCAAAAGAAUUGCAUUUAUCUUUGGACGUUACAUUAUUCAGUCAAAUAUGCAGAGUCGAAGAAAGUAUGAAAGGACAGUAUCCACUGACAGGGUUGGGGCCUCAUUGAAAUGAAAUGUGACACCAAAAUCAAUGACGACCAUAUUUUUGUUAAGCCUCUGGGGGGUACCUUUAUUUUUGCUCAGGCUUGUCUUUUAUGAUACAGUUGCGUCUACCAAAUUGUACGCAAAUUGCAGUGCCUAUGUGAUUCAAAUCAUGAAUGCACCUGUUUGCCAUUAAAUAAAAAUCUGUCUCCCUCA